AUGUCACUCCAUAGCGCCCAACACCUUACGGAUCGAGCGUCAUGGGUCGAUUGGUUUAUCGACUACAAGGCCGUUGCGAUGAUGAAAGGCGUUUGGAAGCUUGCAGACCUUUAUUCGAAGGAAACCCAGCCUCACAUCCUUUCCUUAGAACCGCCGGCACCACCUACGAUUGACGACUUGAUCAUCAGGGAGAACGAGCGGAAGGAUAAUCUUAUAAAGGAGUGGGAGGAGGCGCCUCUGGCUACUCAAGACGACGAAUCGACGAGGGAGCAUGUGCGAGACGAGUACCGUCGAAUACUUAACGAAGGAGCUGCGGGGACUAUUGAACCUCAGCAAUGGAUUCGAAAUUGGGAGCUCGUGCACUCUAAGGCUGUCGCUUUGGAGCCCGAAUUGCAAGAUGUUGUCGGUUCUCUUGCUAUAAAGGAUUUCUUAAGAGUAAUUGCUCAAAGGUUGGACCUUGCUUGGGGCAGUCGCUAUCUAGGUCUUGUGGUCGACGCUAUUAGUAUAGGAGAAGCUUCCAAGUUGAAGAGCUUGAGAGACUACGCAAAGAUGUUUGAAGGGCAUCUACAGCAAGGAGGAGCUCGUGAGGGUGUGUUCGCUACACUUAACGAGCUCCCGAAAGGAAAGGUUUGCCCUUGCAUGCGUACUCACUCUUGGCAGCCUUCUUCUUGCGACCUAUUGAGGCUUGCUUCUACUGGUCAGAACCCGAGGAAUCUCACAGUGUCGGAGCCGAAGCUUCAAGCUAUUAAAGAGCGAUUCUUUAUGCCUAGCUACGAAAAGCUGAAGGCGAGCUUGGAGCUCUUAUGGAGGGAGAAUGGAGCUUCUACUAGCGAGGGCAGGUCCAAAUACCCUGGAAGUGUAGCUGCCUAG
Drepanopeziza brunnea f. sp. 'multigermtubi' MB_m1 is the source of this 870-nucleotide messenger RNA. NCBI's taxonomy places the organism in Eukaryota, Fungi, Ascomycota, Leotiomycetes, Helotiales, Drepanopezizaceae. The record is from RefSeq and is a predicted model, not a curated record.